Molecule: messenger RNA, 1228 nt
Organism: Hypoxylon trugodes
Lineage: Eukaryota; Fungi; Ascomycota; Sordariomycetes; Xylariales; Hypoxylaceae
Exons: 2
Coding region: 221-1021 (266 amino acids)
Source: RefSeq, a predicted model, not a curated record
ACUUUACGCUUCCUCAGGCACCACCAAGUAAGUGACACAGAAAACCUUUAUUUCUUGCAAAGAAUAACAUCUCUCUGCCUUAGAUCGUCAUCAACGACCAAUCAAUCACAGGCAACAUGUCAGCAAUCCUAGUAUUCCAAUUUGUGUAAUACCCAGCAUCCUACUCUACAACUGUUACCUCUACCUGUACUACACCCACCCAACUUGAGUCAAUUGCACAAUGGCUUCCUCAUUCUUCAGGUUCACCAGUCUUCCCACCGAGUUGCGCUUACAAAUAUGGGAAGCAGCUCUCUAUGAUGAAAGUGAGGACCGGCUCGUACCCAUGUGUAUCGCUGAUCUCAAGCUCAUCUACAAGCAAGAGGUCUCACGCGUAGAUACCCCUCCUAUCCGUCUCUGGUCCGGGAAAUGGCUCGCGUCUCCUUUCCUAAGCGUCAAUCGGGAAUGUCGGCAGACAGCCAAGGCCUUUUACAACUUCAUCGAUGUCCAUCGCAUUCCCCUAGAUCGCGAUCACCCGUUUCUAACAUCUGCCGGGCUACUCUAUCUCAAUCUAGAUCGGGAUAUAUUCAUCAAGCACUAUAACUCUUGUCCGACCGAACCAGCGUGGUCGUUGUUAGAUGACUUCAUCACGGGCAGCGUGAGCACAAAAAUCAAGUACUGCACAAGCCCCAUGGGCCAGGUCGACUGCGAGCGCGUCCGACGCAUUUGCACAGCUGUAAGUGGUCACCAGGAUGGUAUCAGCCCCUAUCCUAACAGGGACCUAUACUAUCCUAUGUGCCUUUGCUACUGCAAGCGUAGAACCCAUCCGUGUGGGCUACCCUACAACUACCAUUACGCCAUUUGGGAACAGCAAUUGUGGCCAUUCUCAAAAGCUACAGCGCGCUUCGAUAUGGAAUUUGACUAUGACAUGAUGGAGUGGGGGUCGCGCGAUGCGGAUCCCGGUUUACACGCCGCGAUGGUCGAAUUCAAUACAGACUCAAAGAGGCGAUGGCGGAGUGAACUUGAUUAUCAGACAUCGGCAUGACGAUGUGUCCGUUUGACGCUCAUGCUCGCAUAUAGCGAGGUGUCGGCAAUGAAGUGGCGAUUUGACAGUCGGGCCGCUACGGCUACAGACAGAAUUUUUAGAUGGGUUUAGUACCAGACUAGGUAUCUGAGUCUAGACACAAUGAAGACAUCAAACCCCCGAAGAAUCGCUAGGCGUACAAGUGAAAAGGGAUAAAAAUGAUUCCUU